Molecule: messenger RNA, 941 nt
Organism: Vicia villosa (hairy vetch)
Lineage: Eukaryota; Viridiplantae; Streptophyta; Magnoliopsida; Fabales; Fabaceae
Product: intracellular ribonuclease LX-like
Exons: 3
Coding region: 44-772 (242 amino acids)
Biological process (GO): RNA catabolic process
Cellular component (GO): extracellular region
Molecular function (GO): ribonuclease T2 activity; RNA binding
Source: RefSeq, a predicted model, not a curated record
AAAUAAGAGAGCAAUUUGAUGUAAAAAUAUUCAUCAGAGUGAAAUGGCUUUAUCAUCAUCAAGAAUGAGUGUAGUAAUAAUUCUGACAUGCUUUACAUUUUCACUUAACAUGUGUGUGGGAACUGAUUAUGACUAUUUGUCAUUGGCUCUGCAAUGGCAACCUGCAUACUGCAGGAUACCAGCUGAUGUUAGAAUUAACUGUCAAAGUAAUUUAAUAGUAAAGGACAACUUUACUAUUCAUGGUCUGUGGCCAUCUAAACACUCGGGUCCUCAGCCACGUAAUUGCAUACCAAUAGACUCUCAAGGAGAAACUCUGGAUAUUAAAAAGAUUUUACCAGCAACAUUUACAAAGCUCAAGAAAUCAUGGACAAGUUUAAUAGGAGAUGAUACAGAGUUCUGGAAAUCCCAAUGGAAGGUGCAUGGAACAUGCUACUAUACAAAGAACCAAAAGCAAGCGAAAUACUUGAAUACAGCAUACAACUUUUGGAGUGGAUUCAACCUUUUUAAUAGACUUAAAGUGGAAGGGAUUGUCCCUGUUAAAGGGGGCAAGUUGUACACUACAGAGGCUGCAAUAAAAGCCUUCAAAAAGAGUUACGCCGAAGACACGGUUACCUACAUUCCUGAGUUCAAGUGUUCUACUCCUACGCCAUCCUCACCAAGUGAAUUAUAUGAAAUCAUUAUGUGCUUGGAUCAUGAUGGAAAUGAGCCCAUCAACUGUACAACGACUUCUCCAUCUUGUGGUAAACAAUUUUUAUGGAAAUCAGAAAAAUAAUAAUCAUGUAAAAUAUAUUGCUUCCAGAUAGACAUACUAAAUAAAAAGGAAGCAACUAUAUUGUGUUUAUGAAUGAAUUCUCAUGAAACAGAGCAUCUAUAUAUUAUGCAAGAGAUUACUGUUUAUUUAUCUACUAUGAAUUUCAAUAAAAUAUAUAUUCAUUAGAGUA